Salmo salar (Atlantic salmon) is the source of this 7207-nucleotide messenger RNA. RefSeq names its product ubiquitin carboxyl-terminal hydrolase 36. The record is from RefSeq and is a predicted model, not a curated record. Lineage: Eukaryota; Metazoa; Chordata; Actinopteri; Salmoniformes; Salmonidae. Gene Ontology annotation, biological process: regulation of apoptotic process; protein deubiquitination. Gene Ontology annotation, molecular function: cysteine-type deubiquitinase activity. Gene Ontology annotation, cellular component: cytosol; nucleus.
CUUGCCCACACCCUCUCAGAAUGCAGCAUGGGGGAAAGAAUGUAACACAAUUAGGGAACUGUAGCCAGGCAGAGUGUCUUUAUCGCCAAACAGUCGUCGUUUUCGGAUGAUUGAACUUAAGGGUUGCAAAGGGUUGGAAACCUCCUGGCGAAUUUGGGGAAUUCAUCAAAAGUGAUGCUCAAACGAUGCCUAUAGUGGACAAGCUCAAGGAGGCCCUGAAGCCCGGCCGGAAGGACUCCUCGACGGGCGACGAUGGCGACCUCAACAAGCUGCUGGCCUCCUCGGCCAAGAAGGUCCUGCUGCAGAAGAUUGAGUUUGAGCCGGCCAGCAAAGGCUUCUCCUAUCAGCUGGACAGUCUCAAGACCAAAUAUGUGAUCCUCAACCCCCGCGGCAGUGAGGGGGCCACAUCGGGUCAGAGGGCCAGCACAGAGCCCGCUCAGAUCAAGAGGCAAGUUUCAGACAACCAGGGUGGGGGCCAGAGUGAUGGGAUCCCCGCCCCACAGAAGAUGCUCUUCCCUGGGAACAGACUCUCCAUGCGUUGGGAGCGUGUCUACCGGGUGGGAGCCGGCCUCCACAACCUGGGCAACACCUGCUUCCUUAACUCCACUGUGCAGUGUCUCACCUACACACCGCCCCUGGCCAACUAUCUACUCUCCAAGGAGCACAGUCGUGCCUGUCACCAGUCGGGUUUCUGUAUGAUUUGUAUAAUGCAGAACCACAUCAUCCAAGCCUUUGCCAACACGGGAAAUGCCAUCAAGCCUGUCUCCUUCAUCCGAGACCUAAAAAAAAUUGCCAGGCACUUUCGGUUUGGUAGCCAGGAAGACGCCCAUGAAUUUUUACGCUACACCAUCGAUGCCAUGCAGAAAGCCUGUCUGAACAGCUACCCCAAGUUAGACCGGACGACACAGGCCACCACAUUGGUCCACCAGAUCUUUGGAGGUUACCUCAGGUCGCGAGUUAAGUGUUCUAUUUGCAAAAGUGUGUCGGACACAUACGACCCUUACUUGGACAUUGCUGUGGAGAUUCGACAAGCAGCAAAUAUCGUCCGAGCCCUGGAGCUCUUUGUCAAGCCCGACGUGUUGAGUGGAGAGAACGCCUACAUGUGUGCCAAGUGUAAGAAGAAAGUUCCGGCAACAAAGCGAUUCACAGUCCAUCGAACGUCCAAUGUUCUGACCCUGUCUCUCAAGAGGUUUGCCAACUUCAGUGGAGGAAAAAUCACCAAGGACGUUGGCUACCCAGAGUUCCUGAACAUCCGCCCCUACAUGUCUCAGAGCAUGGGGGACCCGGUCAUGUACGGCCUCUAUGCUGUCCUGGUGCAUUCUGGGUACAGCUGUCAUGCUGGCCACUACUACUGCUAUGUCAAGGCCAGCAACGGGCAAUGGUACCAGAUGAAUGACUCGAUGGUCCAUUCCAGUAACAUCAAAGUAGUCCUCAAUCAGCAAGCCUACGUCCUAUUCUACCUGAGGAUCCCAGAGACCAAGAAGAACGUGGAUGGCCAGAUCACCAAGCAGGGAAUGGGGAAGAACGUAGCGACGUCAGAGCAGUUCAGGAAGACCAACCUCAACAGGCCCCUGUCGUCUCCGCAGGUCACCAAGGUAUGGGACAGGCUGGCAGAACGGUCCAUCAUCAGAAUGUUUGAAAGCAAUACGAAACUGGACCCUUUCCAGCUGCGUAAGAUCCAGUCCGUAGAGGGCGGCCUGGGCAUACCCGUGUCUAGGAACGGCGCCAAUGGCUCCCAGCAGCCCAACAAGAUGUCCAAUGGGACGUCGUCCCACGCCCCCACCAGGAUACCCGGCGGACCCAUGCUGAUCGAGGAGCCCUUCAAGAAGCUGAAGAAGCCCUGUCCUCCUCAGCAGCCCCAGGUGCGCAGCAGCACCCCCGCCCCCUCCUCCAACGGUGUGGGCAGCAGGUCGGACGGCGGAGACCGGAGGCACGGGAACCAAGGGAGCAGGGGCCUGGCCGCAUCUACCUCACUCAAGUCCUUGUCAGACUCCUCCUCGGCAGACACCUCCGACUCAAAGGAUUCCAUGGGUACCAAAAGUGCGCCGGUUGGUGGGACGUCCACCCCCCCAAGGAACGUCUCGAACGGCAUGGCCUCCCCUGCCGGGAGUGUGGAGCGCGUGGGCACGGAGGAGCAGAAGACCGUCAAGCUAAAACCCCUGGCCCUCAACAACGUCACAUCUUCACCCACCAGCACCACGUCUCCCCCGCCCGCCAAGAAAUUGGCCCUCUCGGCCAAGAAGGCCAGUCGCAGCCGGAGUCCGAGCAGCACUGAGGCUCAACACCCCCACCUGCCACGCCAUCCGUCCAGUGACCGCACGCAUCCUUCUCAACUUAACAACCUCACCUCCACCUCACCCACUCACAGUCACAGGGUUGGUCCAUUCCAUUCACCCAAACUGCAAUCUCCACCCGCAGCCCACCAUGUCCACUCAGGCAUCCCAUCUAAGCAUCAGAGUCCCCAGAAAUCAACCUCCACCCUCUCUCCAAAAACCAAUGGGCUUCAGACCCACCUUCCAAAGAGCCCUAAACCUACCCAGACCCCCAGUCUGUCAGAGCCUGGCCCAAGCAGUUCCACCACCUCCUUAAAGAAGAAAAAGAAGAAGCGGCGUCACUCUGAGAUGGAAGGCGGAGAGCGAGAGCCAGCACCGGCCUCCAUCAUCCCAGACAUCCCCGCUGAGCCCGAACUGAUUGAACCGGCCAGUGAGAGGAAGAGGAGGAAAAGGAGAAAGAAGAGGAAGCGGGAGGAAGAGGAUGGAGAUACAGCCGAGAACCACAGGGAAAGGGUCCAGUCUCAUCUGGAGGCUUCACCGCCGGCCCAAGAGGAGGACUGGUGUCAGGGGGGAUCAUGGCGACUCAGCCCCCCUGACAAAAGAGCCCUGGAACAACCAAAGCAGCCCCAUCCCCAGCCUGAGAGUAGGCUCCAGUUGGUUCCAGUGGUUCUCCAGUGUGAUGCCAAUCAAGGAGAGCAGAGUAUGGACACUGUGACGAUGAUGAUGAAGAGGAGGAGGAGGAAGAAGAAAAGGAGAUUGGAGGAGGGACCGGAGGAAGCAACAUCAACAUGUUCUGUUUCAGAAAGCAGUUCUGGGACGAAGGACACGGUUGUUGAAAACGGCGCUGGGGAUUCUACUGCGCCAAAGAAGUUAAAGAAGAAGUGCAGGCUAAAAGAAGAGGUGAAACAGUGGGAGGAAAGCAGACGUUGUUGCUCUGACGACCAGAGGAGCGACACUGAAGCAGCGGAGGCCCUUCCUAAGAAGGGCACUGUGGAGAGCACCGCUGGAGUGAUCGUGUGGGACAGCCAGGUUAAGGAUGGCUACAAGCGCUCCAAGGCCCCCGCUGCAGAAGCAGUAGAGGGUGGGCCUGGGGAUGUCCCCCGCCCAGCCCCCAUGGUCUGGGAUGGCAAGAGGAGUGGUGGAGUGGUUGAGGAGCUCCUGAAGAACUCUUUGGACAAAGCCUAUGGAACCCAAGUCCUCAGCUGGGAGGGAGAGGCAUCUGCCAUCAGUAGGGAUGCCAUUGACGACACCCGCGAUGCCAGAACCGACAUGGUGAUUGACGAGUGGGACGAGGACUUUGACAGUGGAAAGGUGAAGAAAAUGAAAAAGUAUAAGCGAGAGAAGAGGAGGAGCGGCAAUAUCUUCCAGAAGAUCCAGGACCGGCGGAGCAUGUGGUCGGUCACACCCGGCGCUAAGAAGACCGGCUUUGGAUACCGUCACUGAGAGCCAGCCAGAAUGGAUGUUUGGAUACAGUCACAGAGCCAGCCAGAAUGGAUGUUUGGAUACAGUCGCUGAGCCAGCCAGAAUGGAUUUUGGAUACCGUCACUGAGAGCCAGCCAGAAUGGAUGUUUGGAUACAGUCACUGAGCCAGCCAGAAUGGAUAUUUGGAUACAGUCACAGAGCCAGCCAGAAUGGAUGUUUGGCCACAUACAGUACAACUGAGCUGGAGUGACGACACGUGACACCACUGUAACAAUGUUACUCUCUUUUGAUUGUUUGGCGGUUCAUACCCUGAUUGCAAUACGAGAGACCAUGGCCAGUUGACAGAACAACACAGCUUUCGGGGAGAGAUAAUGACCAUCUUUGAUCUGUGCUAGUCUCUUCAGUAUAGAACUUCCUUCGAUGACCGAGUCUGGUGAGCUGACCAACACGAGCUGUGAUGUUACCAUCGUCAGCCAGGGUUCAGCAACAAUGAGUUGACCAUUGCUUCUACACCGUUGUCUCAGAUGGAUAUGAAAAUAUUGUUCAGUAUAUGGUGCUCAAGCUGCUCAUGGAAUAUGAUGGAUUUACCGUACUGUGAUGCUGCUGAGCUUCCAUCUGUGGUAAUAACACAGAUGACAAAAUGACAUGUAUAUCAUUUAUGUUAGGAAUUCAGAACAAGUCAUGUUAGGAAUUUGACAUGGUUGGGCUACUCUAGGGGACAGUUGUGGGAUUUUCUAGCUAGUAUCAAAGGAUGUGGCAUGCACCAUAUAGCAUUUAUCUGUGUGAGGAUGAGCUGAGAGAUUUUGUAUAAUGUCUGCUAGAUAACCCUUAACCAUCAGCCUAAUGUAUUGAAACCUAUGAGGGAGACACUUGUCUCUCUUCGCCCAGCCGUGUGUUCAGGUGGACGAAACAUUCAGAACUUUGAAUUAUAGUAAUGUAAUGUAUAGAGCUGAAAUGACUUCCUAUAGAAAAUCAUUCUGUUCUACACAGUCUAUUUCUCUGAACAUUCUAAAAUGUUGCGACCAGUGAUUUAGUGUUAAAAAAAAGAAAAAUGGGUGGGUAAUGCUGAGUAAAACAACACUCCCUAUUUGUUCAAUGCAUUUUUCCGCAAAUGGUGGGUAAACGCUCGGGCAAAAUACAAAAACAUGCGUAAACGGCAUUUACGUGCGUUUACCCUGUAAUACCCCACUGGUUACAACCGUUGUGCUGUUGCAGACUGGGCGAUCUGCAGACUGGGCGAUCUGCAGGACAAUGGGCCAAUACAGGUGAAUGCUCUGAAUACUGUUCUCCUGACUCAUAUGGCCUAUUCCCUAUGUGAAGACGUGUGGUGACCAUCUCGCGCUUAUCACUAUCAGCACAAUCACCAAGUCACCUUUAAAAGAUACGAAACAUGGACAGGACCGCAGAUCGUGAAACCAUGAUAACUGAUUUGCUUUAAUCCCAUCCUCUCUUUUAGUUUGUUUGAAUGAUUGAUACUUUUAUGGUUUUAUGUUUUCUAAUUGUGUGUGAUUUCUUUGCCACAAUGCCUUGGUAUGUUCUACAUGACUUGAUAAAACUGACCCACUGUGGCUGCUGCUGAGACAUUUACAUGUUCUGAUUGUACUGUUAUAUUACAAGCAUGUAUUUGGAGGGGGAAGGAGUCACAGGCCUGUCCCAAGCAGACAAACGGCCUCAUCUUUAGUUUAAUCUUCUUGAUUAAUGUAUGCAUGAUGGUGGUAUUUGAAGUUUCCUUUAUCAGUAUAUUCAGUUCUGCGUCCCUAAUAGUUUUCUUUUUUCUUUCCUGUGUGAAUUUAAUUUGAUGGUUCUGAAUAUUAUGUAAUUUGGUAGAUGUGUCAGAAUAGAAAAUGUCAUGGUCGAUUAACACCAAGUGAUGCUGGAAUAUGAAUUGCCGCUACAUCAGCUAAUUGCAAAGUUCAUAGGCAGAUGUCUGUACCUCCAGGUCAAGUUGGGGACAGUUACGAUAACAUCAAGGCAUUGCCUGUUUGUAACACCACAUAAUCCACCUUUUAAUGUAUUAGACAUAUCAUUGUUUCAUCUGCUUUCUAAUCCAUUUGCUCUCCUUUCUGGUAAAUAGUCCCAUUUCUGUUUUGCGAAAGAGGGUAUGAGUGUGAUUCUGGGUGGGGGUGUUGAAUUUUGAACUUUUUUCUACACUAGACAUCUAUAGUAGGUCAUGAGUGAAGCUAAUUGCUCAUCUCUUCUGCUUGUUAUUCCCAAAAUGUCAAGUCAUUGGUCCCUGGUCUCUAACUAAAAGUUGGGUUGUUGACCAUUGUUUAGUAUUGCUCCAUCACCAGUGGAGUUCAGCUUUGUUGUGCAUCAUGUGUUUUCUGAAUGCAUUUUGGGCCUCCAUAUGAACCAACAGUUCUUUCUUUGUGUGUUCUAUCCCAGAUAAAGAGUUACAUGUAGGCUGGUCCCAGAUCUGUUUGUGUGGUUUGGCCAACACCUAUGGCCAUUGUACAUUUUGGAAAUGCAGCACAGACAUCUGGGGCCAGGCUAGAUUACAUAUGUUGCCCCAGGCAUUGUUAGUUUGAAGUUGAUGUAUAUGCUAUUAGUACAUGAUCAUUGUCCCAAUCUGUACUCUCUCUAUGCAAAUCACCCACAGACAGUCCAACUAACUGGUCAUCUGGAACCUGAUGUACCCAGCCAUCCCCCAACCUUACAACACUCAUGUACAACCAACCUUCUAGCCAGGUCCACAUUUUAUUACACACCACCACCAUUUUUAUCCUGAAGAUACUGUUUUCUACAAGUAUAUUUGGGGGAGGUUGGGGGGAGAAAACAUGGGAUCUUCCACUUUAUCUGGGCACCGAUUUUGAUAAAUAGAUCAUAAAUUAUAAUCAAUUAACAAAACCGCUUUGCCAGUGUAGAAGAUUGUACAGUCCACCUGGUGUUUCCCAUGCUUUCCCCGUCAUCCCUGCGUCGACCUAGCCUCGUACAAACCAUCCUGAUCUGAUCGGCUACACAAACACAAUGCAAGCUUGUGACAUCAGGAUGAUUCGUACGGGGCUAGUUUAGUUCUAGCCACCCAUUGACUCUCAUUCUAGAGAUGUCAGCUUAAACAGUAUAGUUAAUUGAUAAUGUUAAAUAAUUUAAAGAAACUUUUCACAAAUCUUUAAUGUGCUAUAAAAGAUACGGAUGAAAUCUGUAUUUGGGUUGGUGGGGGAUUGUGAAAGUUUAAUUUAUUGCAGAUGGAUGUUCAUAUGUGCGUGUUUCAUACGAUGACAUCUUGUUACUGUAGUGUCAUACAGUACGAGAGCGGUUUCAUCACCAGUUCCAUUGAAUGUGUUUCAUGUUGACUGUGAAAUUAACUUUAGGACAUGUUUGAUUCUCAAGGAAACUGACACGAGGACAUUAUACUGGUGUGACUGAUCCACGUCAUAUUUGCAUUGAUGGUUCUAUAUUUUGCACCGCCUUUUCAGACCAAUGAGAGACAUUUCAUAAUGAAAAGUGACUCUUACCAAAAUGGAUAAUGUAAUUAACUAUACAGGUGCAAUAAAGUUAUGACUUUGUGAGAA